AUGCUAUUCACCUCGGGCACCAUCGAUAAGGAGUCCCAAUAUAUCAGAACGCACGCUAUCCUUCGAGCUCAUCAUCGAUCUAUGAUGGCUUCCAUGUCGAAACUCGUACUUUCUGCCCAACUCAGCGUGGAUAAUGCCAACGAUAAUAUCAGUAAAAUGCUUUCAGAAUCAAACGAACUCUUGGUUGCUGUUCGUAAUUUCGUCAUCACAUGUCAGGAUAUUCCCAUUCCUGUUCAACAUAUCGAUCCUCGGUUACUCGACUCAUCCGAAGCCGCAGAGAAAACAGCAAAGAUUGAAUCACUCGCGGCCGCUGAUGGCUCGCGAGCCCAGUACGCUCUGCAGAAUGAUUUGGCCGACAAUCUCGAAGCUUACGGCACGAGCAUGCAAGAAUCGGUCGACUCUAUUAUUGGCAGCAUCAAGUCGGAUCAAUAUCAAAAUAAUACCUCGUUCUCGCUAUCUGCUUUGCUUUUCACACAAUUCCGUAACUUGUCCAACCAAACCGGACAAUUCCUUGGGAUCGUAGAAGAUAUUGACUUUGACGGUGUCAGCAGUUCGCCUCUAUUAAGCGAACUGUACGCCUGCAAGCAGCGACUGUCGGACGGCGUAGGACUUCUUUUCUAUCAGAUGCAGACCUUAACCGACGAAUCAACUUCGAUACAGUCCAACGUGGCUGCUAUGGAAAAGGCUGCUAGACAUUAUGUUAAAAACCUUGUGGCCGAACGUAAAACUAUCUUGGAACAGUCUAAUGCAACGGCGAAAACAACACAAUCUGACGCCCACAAUUCGGACACCAUCAGAAACACUGCAAUCGAAGAAGAAGAUGAAACUGAUGAACUUGGAAAAAGCUCGGUUCUUGACAGAUUCAGCACUGAUGCCGAGACAGUCGUCGGUACUCAAACUGACCCACUAGAGUCGUCCGUCGAUAAUGCUGCCACGGCUGAUGGGCGUUCUUCUGUCCAGUCUUUGGACAUCGAGAAGCGAGAUCAAACUGCCAACUCUCCAUCAAGCCGCAGUGGUACUGUCGUGGCAUCACCAUCUAGCGAACAGCGGUCACCGACGACACCUGAUGGCCCAUCAAAAACAACCGCAAAACUGAAGAAAUUCUUCGGGGAUGAUGCACCUGCUGCGGUUGCAGCAGCCACUAAACCUACGAGCAAGGAACGGCCGUGGUUUUUGCAGUAUGAUUACGAUCCGAGUGAAAUUGUAUUCAAUAUGGAAGGUUAUGUCAAAGGCGGCACCUUACCUGCUCUUGUUGAGCGCCUUACGAUGCAUGAUUAUCUUGACAUGAAUUUCAUCAACACCUUCCUUUUGACCUAUCGAUCGUUUGCCACCUCAGUGGAACUGUUGGAAUUAUUAGAGCAACGUUACAACAUUGUCCCGCCACCUAAUCUGACAGACGAGGAAAUGGAAACAUGGACCCAAAAGAAGCUCAAGCUGGUCAGAUUGCGUGUAUUCAACGUCCUGAAGAACUGGCUUGAAUUGUAUUACAACGAAGAAGACCACGUUAUCCUCGAUCGGUUAACGGAAUUCACAAAUACGACGAUUCGGCACAGUUUAAGUUUCUCCUGCGACCAGUUGGAACGACUGAUUCGCAAGCGACAGGAAGCAGAAACUCAAGGAGGGCUAAAGAAGAUGGUGUUAACUCUACCCGACCCUCCAGAACCCAUUUUGCCCCGCAAUCGCAGAAAGUUCCGUCUCUUGGAUAUUGAUCCAUUGGAAAUGGCGCGUCAAUUGACCAUUAUGGAUUUUAAACUCUACAGCUCUAUCCGGCCCGUGGAGUGCUUGGAUAAAUCAUGGUCGCGCGAUGCAAAUGACGAAAAGGGCAGUGUGGCAGUGAAUAUUCGAGCUUCCAUUGAAUAUUGUAACCAGGUGACUUCUUGGGUGUCCGAUGCAAUUCUGAGUCAGAGCGAAAUCAAAAAACGAAGCAACUUGAUCAAGUACUGGGUACAAGUAGCCGAGAAAUGUCGUCUUUUGAACAACUUUAAUACGUGCAUGGCUAUCUUGUCAGCGUUUGAUAAUAGUUCGGUCGGUCGGUUGAAGCGAACAUGGGAGAUGGUUGGCGCGCGGACAAACCAAACGUUGGGCAACAUUCGUAAAUUGAUGGGAGCCAAUCGUAAUUUCACUGAAUAUCGUGCUAUUAUUCAUUCCAUCAAUCCACCUUGUAUCCCAUUCCUGGGUAUUUAUCUGCAAGAUUUGACCUUUAUCGAGGACGGCAACACGAACUACCUGAAAAAAUCGAAACAACUGAUCAAUUUUGCUAAGCGAGCAAAAACAGCCGAAGUCAUUCGCGAGAUUCAACAGUACCAAUCAUCGUUAUACCAGUUGAAAUCCGUAGAAGAGUUGCAGGCAUUUAUUCAAGCAAAUCUCCAAAGUACUCGUGACGAAGAGCAGCUGUACAAGGAAAGCUUAAAGUUAGAGCCUAGAGAGCGUGAAGAUGAAAAGAUUACUCGUCUUUUGCAGGAAUCUGGAUUCUUGUAA
This is a messenger RNA of Radiomyces spectabilis, 2478 nucleotides long. Its product is annotated as ras guanine nucleotide exchange factor domain-containing protein. Gene Ontology annotation, biological process: Ras protein signal transduction; positive regulation of GTPase activity. Lineage: Eukaryota; Fungi; Mucoromycota; Mucoromycetes; Mucorales; Radiomycetaceae. Gene Ontology annotation, molecular function: guanyl-nucleotide exchange factor activity. The transcript has 6 exons. Gene Ontology annotation, cellular component: plasma membrane. The record is from RefSeq and is a predicted model, not a curated record. The coding region runs from base 1 to 2478 and encodes 825 amino acids.